UCGUCAGCCUCGUCGCGUCUCUGGUUAUCCGGCUAUCUGAACAAUCCGUACAAAUCGUAAGAUCCACCAAGUCGGAAAUUCCCUGCGUGGGUGAAACUAUAAGAUCAGAACGCGCUUUCGGUGAUUCGGUGACGCAGAGUGCUUUGUGACAGUGCUUGAACUAAUUUAACAGAGAUCCUAGUCUCGCUGAAGAUGAGCGAAACAGCCAGCUCCAAUUGCUCCAAGGAUCGUGCUAAACCGGUGGAAACCCUCGUUUUGGCCAACUAUGCCUUGAAGGCCGAACAGAAGAAGGCCCAAGGACAAGGGGGCCGCAAGGAGGACGAACGCAUCACGACUGCGGUGAUGAAGGUCCUCGAGGGCUACGACUGGAACCUGGUUCAGGCAUCGGCCAAGGCUCCCACGGACCGCAAGAAGGAGCACAUCAAGCGCCCGAUGAACGCCUUUAUGGUCUGGGCCCAGGCUGCCCGGCGGGUCAUGUCCAAGCAGUAUCCGCAUCUCCAGAACUCCGAGCUAAGCAAAUCGCUGGGCAAGCUGUGGAAAAAUCUAAAGGAUAGCGACAAGAAGCCCUUUAUGGAAUUCGCAGAGAAGCUUCGCAUGACGCACAAGCAGGAGCACCCAGACUACAAGUACCAGCCGCGUCGUAAAAAGGCGCGGGUGAUGCCAGCCCAGCAGAGCGGGGAGGGAGGAUCCCCGGGACCAGAGAUGAGUUCAUCAGCCGUUCCCGGAAACGCAAAGCCAAGGAGCAGCACGACCAAUGGCCAAAGGCGAGCCGGGAAAUCAAAUGCAGCUGGCCUGGGAAGCUGCCCCUCGACCAUCUCCGGCUCUAAUGUGGGCACAAGCUCCUCCGAUGUAUUCAGUAAUGAGGCCUUCAUGAAAUCCCUGAAUAGUGCCUGUGCGGCCAGUUUGAUGGAGCAGGGUCUCAUCGAAGCUGGCCUGGAUUCCCCAUGCUCCACGGCCAGUUCGUUGUCCUCCUUGACGCCCCCGGCCACGCCUUACAGUGGAGCCCCCUCGAGCGGGAAAUCCUCAGCAGCAAAUAACUCGAGUCUCUUGCUAAGGCAGCUCUCCGAGCCCGUGGCCAAUGGAGGCCAUGAUUAUGGAGUACUGCUCGAGGCUGGCAGGGAGUAUGUGGCCCUAGGUGAGGUCAAUUAUCAGGGACAGUCGGCGGGAGUUCAGAGUGGAGGAGGUCAGGAAAUGGAUUUCCUGGAGAACAUCAACGGGUAUGGGGGCUAUGCGGGCAGUCGGGUGAGCUACCCUGGCUACUCAUAUCCCACAAAUGGGAACCACUUCGCCGGCGAGGAGCACCAACAGCACCAGCAGCAGCAGCAGCAGGCGUCACAGGCCAGUGGAGCCUUAAAUUACAAGCCGGCAGCCACCGACAUCGAUCCCAAGGAAAUUGACCAGUAUCUCAUGGAUCAAAUGCUGCCCAUGACGCAGCACCACCAUCCGCACAACCCCCUGCACCACCCGCUGCACCACUCGCCGCCUUUGAACUCCUCCGCCUCGCUCUCCUCGGCCUGCUCCAGCGCCAGCUCGCAGCCGGUGGUGGAGUACUACGAGCACUUGGGCUACUCCCCCGCAGCCUCCAGCAACCUGGCCCCCAACUUCGCCCACCAGCAACCGUAUGCCAACGGGGCAGCCGCCCUGACCCCCACUCUGAGUGACCCCGCACCGCAACAGGAGCUGCAGUCCCAGCAGCAGGAGCAGCAUCACCAGAAUCCAUCGCAGCAUCAUCUGUGGGGCACUUACCCUUAUGUCAAUUCCUAAGCUACUUCAUUUGCACAUUUGUUGGGGGGCACUGAAAGAAAAGGGCCAUAGCAGCUGGCACAUUUUGUACAGAUAAGCUUUUUGGGGACUUUGUAAGCUACUUAAAUAAAUUCCUAGAACAAGAAGCACGGCAUUCCUAGAUGUACUUUGGGUUUUUCAUCUUAAAUCUUGAAUGAAAAUAUAUAUCCGAAUAUUAUUUUAGAUAUUUAUCCCCAUCCCAUAAUAAAUUAUUAUAAAUAUAAAAAGUUUAACAUAAUUUUGGCCUUCUUUGUUGUGAAAGUGAGACUUCCUUCUUUUUCUCUGUGCACACCACCCCCUUCACUUCCGUUUCCUCCCCUCUUUAUGGGUCACUUAGAUGGCUUUCGUUUAUUGGUUUAUUGUCUGUGCAAUGUCUGUGUGCGUGGGGAGCUGUGCAUGUGUGUGUUUUUUGGCCCGAGGGUCUUUUCAAAGGUUCCCUGCAAUUUAAGCUAAUCGCUGCGAUUUUCCUUUAUGGCUGCAUUAUUUCCUUGCCCCAUCAAUAUGCAAUUCCAGUAAGAAUCGAAGGAAAGCCAUGACCAUGCAAUCUAAAUGGAAAUGCCCGAAGUUUUCGUGGGAACACAAAAACACCGAGUUCAUAGCUAAUUGUGAGCAACGUAAACUAGUAGUUGUAAUUCGUAAUCCUAAGGACAUAACUCUUAAUUGGUCAGAAAGUAUACGGCAAAGUAUAAGC
This is a messenger RNA of Drosophila eugracilis, 2473 nucleotides long. It is a transcript of the gene Sox100B, whose product is annotated as transcription factor Sox-10. Gene Ontology annotation, molecular function: DNA-binding transcription factor activity, RNA polymerase II-specific; RNA polymerase II cis-regulatory region sequence-specific DNA binding. NCBI's taxonomy places the organism in Eukaryota, Metazoa, Arthropoda, Insecta, Diptera, Drosophilidae. Gene Ontology annotation, cellular component: nucleus. The transcript has 3 exons. Bases 193 to 1764 code for a protein of 523 amino acids. Gene Ontology annotation, biological process: regulation of transcription by RNA polymerase II. The record is from RefSeq and is a predicted model, not a curated record.